Trypanosoma rangeli is the source of this 840-nucleotide messenger RNA. Its product is annotated as RNA-binding protein 5-like protein. Gene Ontology annotation, molecular function: mRNA binding. Bases 1 to 840 code for a protein of 279 amino acids. Gene Ontology annotation, biological process: regulation of alternative mRNA splicing, via spliceosome; nervous system development. Lineage: Eukaryota; Euglenozoa; Kinetoplastea; Trypanosomatida; Trypanosomatidae. The record is from RefSeq and is a predicted model, not a curated record. The transcript has a single exon. Gene Ontology annotation, cellular component: nucleus; cytoplasm.
AUGUUUCAACAGCAGCAACGUAAUUCCCACCCUUCUCCUGUUGAGGUGGCAAGGGGAGGAGCUUCGCGGGCAUCCGACCCAUGGGGGUUCCCGAGUGAAUGCGGCUCAAACACGUUGAUGACAUACUACACCGCGUCACUUCCCCCUUCCGAUCCGCCCAUUGUGGAUUUCAGUGGCCAAUUUGCCGGAGAUGCCGCUUCCUCGUUGCAGCCUUGUAGUGGCUUUAAUCCGAGUCCCGUGACCACUUUAAUUGGUGGCGAUCCGCCACGUGAGGACCCGAAAUCGGCAUAUGGGAGAAAUAUUUAUGUGGCCAGCCUUCCAGCGGAUAUAACCGAUGAAAGGCUGAGGGCUCUCUUUGAGCCCUUUGGAAAAAUUCUCUCUGCCAAAACGAUGUCCCGUAAAAAUGGUGCCUGUUGCAGCGGAUACGGCUUUGUUCUGUUUGAACGUUCGGCGGAUGCUGCCCGGGCUCAAAUGGCGAUGAUUGGACACAUUGUUGAUGGUAACCGGAUUCAGGUGCGUCAGGCCCGGCCAUCGGCAUGCCAACAAAUCCUGAACGUUACGGCCUCGAGUCGAACCAGCAAACUGCCUCCAAAAAACACGCAAAUGUUGUCAGCUCCAGUGGCUGCUGCAGUGGUUCCUUCUGCUUGCCCCGUACCUCCAGGGAACUGCAGCCCGCAGUACAUCGCUGUCUCUCCAACGUUCUCUGUGGAUACAGCAUCAUCACCCCACGUGCCACCCUUGUCACCACUACCGCAGCUCCCCCUUAUUGUGCCACAACCGCAACCACAACCUUUGGUCUGCUUUAUGUUGCCAAUGCCCGUUACAAGUAAUUUUUGGUAG